GUCGAGCUGACUGAUCCGAGCAACGAGCACUGUCUUUCACCUCGCGAGUCCAUAAACCCUAGUUUCUACAUUUACAGAGCUCCACGUUCACGCUUACCAUACCACAUGACUGGAAUCAGCAGCAGAAGGACAGCGAGGAGCAGGAACAGACAGUCUAAUGACGAAGAUCCUUCGUCUCAGACCCAUAACCUAGUUCCUAAUCUCCUAAGAGAGAGACGAAGAAAGCCUGGCUUGCUCAGGGUUGCAGAGUUCAAUUUGAAGGCUAUUUUAGGGUUUUGUGUUCUCGGGUUAUUUAUCUGGCUUGUGAUGUAUAAUUCUUUGUGGUUGCGUGAUAAUGCGAAUCUACCUCGGGUUGUCACUCCAUUGCCUGCUCCCAAGAUGAUGGACCUGCCUCAGUUUCAAGGGGAGCAUAGGGAAAGCAUGUAUUGGGGAACUUACAGGCCACACCUUUAUCUAGGGAUUCGAGCAAGGACUCCGAAGUCAUUAAUGGCUGGAUUGAUGUGGAUUGGACUCAAGGAUGGGCAAUACUUUCUAAGGCAUGUUUGCGAAGAUUCAGAUGAUCUGCGCACUUAUGGAUGGCUUCGUCACAAUGGGCGGGAUUAUGGACAACAGGUGUUGGUUGAUCAAGAUACGCAUAUAUCUACUUCCUUUCUGAAAUCCCAUGAAAUUGGGUCCGGCUAUGGUGGAGAUUGGGCUGUACGAAUCGAUGCAAAUCUGGAUAAAUCUCCCAUGAAUGAGGUGUCAUUAGAAAAUGGUCAUUUUUUCUUCUACUUAGCAGAUGAAGGAGGAUAUCCCUUAACUAUAGACCAAGAAGCAUUUGAUUUGCAGAAAAGUUCUCGUUUAGUGUCAGGCUCUCGUGAAGAUGUUGGUGGUUGGGAGCUCCAUAUAAACUCUUCGGAUGACAUGGAAAUCCACUAUGCUGGCUUCAAAACUUCUCACAUGCAUAAUUUAACCGAUCUUGUUCAGAGAACCCUUGCAGUUCAGACGAGAAGGAUGGGGCGCUUGCAACUACCUGACACUUUUGAUAUUUCUGCCAAUAUUGCUGUUUUCCAGAUUUCUGCAAAAUUAUCUUUCAAAGUGGACUUGGCAUUUGUAUCUGGCGUUGGUCUGAAAACUUCAAGGGUUGCAGAGCGUGUCAAGAGCCUAACAGGGGUCUCUUUAAGUAAGAAGUUGAAUGAGAAAGAAGAUUUUUUCGAUGCGAAAUUUACGAGGCAUUUCAACUUAACCGAUAAGGUUGGCCUUGAGGCUCUGACAGUUGGUAAGGCUUCUAUUGGAAAUCUGCUAGGAGGUAUUGGAUACUUCUAUGGGCAGUCAAAGAUUGCCCUUCUGAAGAGUACGGAUAAUGGAGACGGUGAAAAUUUUAUUUCUUAUUGGCCAGCUGCUUUAUAUACAGCUGUUCCAAGUCGGUCUUUCUUUCCAAGGGGAUUUCUAUGGGACGAGGGGUUUCAUCAGCUACUUAUUUGGCGCUGGGAUAUUGGCAUAUGCUUGGAUAUCAUUGGCCACUGGUUAGAUCUAAUAAAUGUUGAUGGGUGGAUUCCUCGUGAGCAGAUCUUGGGAGCUGAAGCUUUGAGCAAAGUACCUGAUGAAUUUGUUCGUCAGCAUCCCACAAAUGGCAAUCCACCAACAUUAUUUCUUGUUCUACAGGAUCUUACCGUUGGUAUCGAAAGAAACAUAUUUUCUCCCGGUGAAAGUGAUGCAAUUGCUGCAUUUCUGGAGAGGGCCUUCGUCAGACUUGAAGCAUGGUUUCAGUGGUUUAAUACUACCCAAUCAGGGAAGGAACCAGGCAGCUUUUAUUGGCAUGGGAGAGAUAAUACGACAGUUCGUGAGCUGAACCCUAAGGCCCUGUCCUCUGGUUUGGAUGAUUAUCCUCGUGCAUCUCACCCUAGUGAGGAAGAGAGGCAUCUGGAUCUAAGAUGUUGGAUGCUUCUUGCUGCAAAGUGCAUGCAUUCCAUUUCUAACCUUCUUGGAUCAACAAAUAGACUGGAAAAAGGAUACAGUUUAAUGGCUGAAGAGCUUUCCAAUUUUGAUUAUCUCAAUGAGAUGCAUUCUGAUGGUGUUACUGGAGUUUACUGUGAUUAUGGGAACCACACUGAGAAGGUAAAAUUGAGAUGGCUAGAAGUGAUGGGCAAUCAUGCACAGCGAGAACUUGUUCGGGUCGUUACAGAAGCACCAAAGUUGGGUUUGGUACCCCAUAUUGGUUAUGUCAGUCUCUUCCCAUUUAUGAUGAAGAUUAUUCCAUCUGACUCUUGGAUCCUUGGAAAACAACUUGAUAUUAUCGCCAAUCAAAGCAUCCUAUGGACCAAAUAUGGACUUCGAUCUCUUGCAAAAACCAGCUCAUUGUACAUGAAGCGCAAUACCGAGCAUGACCCACCUUACUGGAGAGGCCAGAUUUGGAUGAAUAUGAACUACAUGACACUUUCAGCCCUUCGACAUUAUGCCCAAGAGGAUGGACCUCAUAAGGAAAGAGCCAGCACGGUCUAUAAAGAGCUUAGGGAGAUAUUAAUCAGGAAUGUUGUACAGAACUACCAUCGCAGUGGGUAUUUGUGGGAACAAUAUGAUGAGACAAAUGGAGGCAAGGGAAAGGGUUCACGCCCCUUUACUGGCUGGACUUCCCUCAUUCUUUUGGUAAUGGCCGAAGCAUGAUAGAAUAAGAGGUUUUAGCCCUUGUAUUCUCGAUAAAUGUUCUGAAUUGAUGGUUUACCAUUGCAAAGGUUACUCGGAUCUAUGCACUACACUCUACAUUAGACGAAAUGGCUUGGUGCACUGCCCACUGCAUUAGCAAUUGAGGAGAUUGUUUGGUUUCAAAUUGUGUACCAGCAGCUCUGCACAUCCAAUGUCAAUUGUGGAUGAUGAGUGAAGGUUUUCUUCCUCCACUUCAAACUUCAUAAAAUCUUAAGAAAUAGAAAUCAAAUAUUU
This is a messenger RNA of Amborella trichopoda, 2916 nucleotides long. NCBI's taxonomy places the organism in Eukaryota, Viridiplantae, Streptophyta, Magnoliopsida, Amborellales, Amborellaceae. The record is from RefSeq and is a predicted model, not a curated record.